AUGGCACUACCGAAGAAUAUUCUAAUCGUGGGAGGAGGAGUUUUCGGGCUAUCCACGGCCUUGUCCCUCUCAUCCCGCCACCCAGCCUCCAAAGUAACCCUCCUCGAAUCCUCCCCCACAAUUCCCAACCCCGAAGGCUCCUCCGUCGACACCUCGCGCAUCGUCCGUGCCGACUACUCCAAUCCUGUGUACUCGAAACUCGGUGUCGCAGCCAUCGACCGCUGGCGCAACACCGAAUGGGGAGCUGACGGCCGCUACACGCAGAACGGACUUAUGCUAGUCUAUCCCAAUGGCCAGGGAAAUGGGCGGGACUAUGCGAUGAAGAGCUAUAAGAAUGUGAAAGAGUUGGAGGGGGAUAAGGUAGAGCUUCUGCCGAGUAAGAAGGAUGUGUUGCGGGCGGCGCCGGCGUAUUCGGAGGAGUUAGAUGUUGAGGGGGGGUAUGUGAAUUGGGGGUCUGGGUGGUCGGAUGCCGGGGCGACGGUUGCGUAUGCGAAGCAGCUUCUUGAUAAGGAAGGGAAGGUUGUGUUUAAGACGGGGGAAGUUGAGCGGUUGCUUUAUGAUGAGAAGGAGAAGGAUAAGGUCACUGGUGUCGUGCUGUCCGAUGACACUACCCUGACCGCAGACCUAGUCGUCCUCGCGACAGGCGCCUGGACAGCGAAACUCAUCGACCUGCGCGGCCGGACACUCUCCACCGGUCAGGCAUUGGCCUACAUGCAGAUCACGGACGAAGAGCAAGAACGCCUCUACAACAUGCCCACUGUCCUUAACUUCGCAACGGGCAUGUUCAUCAUCCCUCCACGGGACAACCUCCUCAAAAUCGCUCGCCACGGCUACGGCUACCACAACCCGGUGACCGUCUCUGUCCCAGGCCCCGACGGCAAGGGAACGAUGCAAGUCAGUAUUCCCGAAAAGGGCGUCCCCAUCCCUCUCGAGGGCGAGCAAGCCUUCCGGGAUGCAAUGAAGCAGUUCCUCCCUGACCUGGCGGAUCGACCAUUCGUCAAGACUCGCGUCUGCUGGUACACAGACACCCCCGAAGGCGACUUCAUCGUAACCCACCACCCAACUUCCAAAAACCUCUUCAUCGCCACCGGCGGCAGCGGCCACGCCUACAAAUUCUUCCCUGUGCUGGGCGACAAAGUCGUCGAUGCGAUGGAGGGCACGCUGGAACUCGAAUUGCGGGAUCUGUGGAAGUGGCCGGAAGCCAAGGAUGCGGAUGUGUUCGAGGGAACUGAGGAUGGGAGUCGGUCGGGGCAGAAGGGGCUUUUGCUGAUGGAGGAGUUGGCCAAGUCGAAGAGGGAGAGUAAGCUGUAA
This is a messenger RNA of Aspergillus chevalieri, 1311 nucleotides long. Its product is annotated as NAD(P)/FAD-dependent oxidoreductase. Bases 1 to 1311 code for a protein of 436 amino acids. The transcript has 3 exons. NCBI's taxonomy places the organism in Eukaryota, Fungi, Ascomycota, Eurotiomycetes, Eurotiales, Aspergillaceae. The record is from RefSeq and is a predicted model, not a curated record. Gene Ontology annotation, molecular function: L-pipecolate oxidase activity; proline dehydrogenase activity; flavin adenine dinucleotide binding.